Molecule: messenger RNA, 1858 nt
Organism: Juglans microcarpa x Juglans regia
Lineage: Eukaryota; Viridiplantae; Streptophyta; Magnoliopsida; Fagales; Juglandaceae
Product: receptor-like protein 43
Exons: 2
Coding region: 54-1817 (587 amino acids)
Molecular function (GO): protein binding
Source: RefSeq, a predicted model, not a curated record
UCUUCUUCUCUCACUAUCUCAUCAACACUCUAAAAUAUUAUUAGUCCGAAACCAUGUCUACAUAUUUACGCUUUUCCUUCUCUGAUCUCUUAGUGUUGUUCUUUCUUUUACUCACGGCCUCUUUAUCUUCUCCGCAACCACUUUGUCAUCAAGAUGAGAGCUUAGCUCUUAUGCAAUUCAAGGAUAGUUUUAUCAUACACAAUGAUACUUUUUCAUCUUGCUAUCCCAAGACUGCAUCAUGGAGUGUAGAAGCAGAGCAUGGUAGAUCAGAUUGCUGCUCAUCAUGGGAUGGGGUUGAGUGCGACCCCCAUACAGCUCAUGUUAUUGGCCUUGACCUUAGUUACAACUGUCUCUAUGGUUCUAUCAACUCCAACAGCAGCCUCUUCCGCCUUUCUCAUCUUCGGAGACUUAAUCUUGCUCAUAAUGACUUCAAUUACUCUAAAAUCCCAUCUACCAUUGGCAAUCUUUCAAGGCUAACAUAUCUUAAUCUCAACUGUUCUCAUGUUUCAGGAGAAGUCCCCUACGAAAUUUCAUACCUCUCCAAGUUGUCAUCUCUGGAUCUUUCUUGCAACAAUCAUGAUUUACAUAUUGGAAGUCUAACAAGGCUGCAAGGAUCCCUCCUGAUUCCACCACCAUCUAUCAAUAAUUAUCUAGUCAGGAAUAAUUCAUUUACAGGAGAGGUCUCACCAUUGUUUUGCAAUCUAAGUUCACUUUCUGUGCUUGAUUUGUCAUUUAACAAUUUGAGCGGCCUGUUGCAUCCAUGUUUUUGCAACUUAAGCCAGACUUUGCAAGCACUCGUACUACAAAGCAAUAACAUCAGUGGAACCAUCCCCGAUGCAUGGGCAAAAGGGUGUAGCUUAAGGUUGAUCGACUUGAGUCACAACCAAUUCCAAGGUCUGCUCCCAAGAUCAUUGGCCAAUUGUAAGGAGUUAGGGCAUCUUGAUGUUGGUUACAAUAAGAUCCAUGAUACCUUUCCCUUAUGGUUAGAAACUCUAACUAAGCUGAAGGUUUUCAUUCUUCGGUCUAAUGGAUUUUACGGUGCAAUCAGAAAUAUCCAAAUCAAUUGCACAUUCUCCAACUUGCAUAUCAUCGAUCUCUCUGACAACAAUUUUUUUGGAGAUUUGCCCGGAGAAUGCUUCCAACGGUGGAAUGCCAUGAAAUUGUUUGGUGCAAACGAGUCGCAAUACAUGGACUACGACAUCCGUUUCUCAUUUACACUACCACUAACACUAACGAGAGGUAUAAAGUUGGAGUAUGAGAGGAUCCAACAUGAACUCAAAGUCAUUGAUUUAUCAUGCAAUAGAUUUGAAGGAGAAAUUCCAGAAGUAGUGGGAAAUCUAAAAGGACUACACAUUCUCAAUUUCUCCAACAAUGCUAUCUCCGGUCAUAUCCCAUCAUCGUUGGCAAACUUGACAAAUCUAGAAAUAUUGGAUCUUUCUCAAAAUAAGUUUUUUGGAGAAAUACCCCCACAGCUCGCCCAACUCACCUUCCUAGCGUUUUUUGAAGUGUUCAACAAUUGUCUCACAGGUCCCAUACCACAUGGAAAUCAAUUUGAGACAUUUCCGAACAGUUCAUUUGAUGGUAACCCAGGAUUGUGUGGAAGGCCAUUGUCAAAAGCAUGUGGAGAUUCACUACAUAUACAUGAUCCAACGUCAACGUUUGAAGAAAAUCAAGAUUCAGUGUCUUCAUUUGAAUUUGGGUGGAAAGUAGUAGUGAUCGGGUACGGGUGUGGAUUUGUAAUAGGAAUUUUUAUUGGACAAUGGGUGAUCGCAAGGAAGCAAGAUUGGUUUGUAAAUGUCUUUAGAAUUAAGAAGUAGCAACAAACUCGAGAAUGAAUAAGUUAUAUAUUUAAUAUCUA